Molecule: messenger RNA, 1608 nt
Organism: Colletotrichum karsti
Lineage: Eukaryota; Fungi; Ascomycota; Sordariomycetes; Glomerellales; Glomerellaceae
Exons: 2
Coding region: 1-1608 (535 amino acids)
Biological process (GO): regulation of DNA-templated transcription
Molecular function (GO): zinc ion binding; DNA-binding transcription factor activity, RNA polymerase II-specific
Source: RefSeq, a predicted model, not a curated record
AUGGUUUACACCGGAAAGCCCUCCGGCGGGUGCAAGCUGUGUAGGAUUAGGAAGGUCAAGUGCGACGAGGCCAAGCCGUUUUGCAUGCGAUGCACCAAGUCGAAGCGACACUGUCCGGGGUACGGCGCCGUCGUCCGCGACCAGGGGAAGCCGUCGGCGGAGAAGCUGAGGAAGAUGAAGGCCGGCAGCUCCGAGAGCACCGGCGCUGUGGAUCCGUCGAUACCGAUCAAGAGCAUCGAGACGGAUUGUUGCAUGGAUACGACGGCCAUCAGCAAAAGACGGGGUUCGACGCCGAACUUCAGGCUGGGCGACAAAGAAGGCGACCUCAUGAGCGUGCUGGAGAAGGUUCCCGGGGGGCUCAUGGACUCACUGGACGAGCAAGCGUCGUGUCUUUUUCUCUCCGAGUUCGUCAACGUGCCGCUUACACCGACGGCCCGGGGGUACUACGCAUUCAUACCAAGAUUCCUCGGCAGCGGCAAGGUUUCAAUAUGUCUGUCGCAGGCGUUCAAGGCGACAUCCAUGGCGACGUUGGCGAUGAAGCAGUCAAAGGGUAUGAGAGGGCCGGCGUUACUCCGCGCUCAGGAGCAUCACCUCAAGGCGUUGCGGGCAGUAGGCCAGGCCAUCGCGGAUCCGAAGGAGAUGCAUAGUGACCAGACACUGGGUGCCGUGCUCAUGCUAGCAUUCUACGAGUCAUUAAUGUCGAAAGACUCAAUGAAAGAGUAUAUAAGUCAUCUGAAGGGAGCCGCAAGGAUCGUUCAGAUGCGCGGGAAUAAAGUACUCGAGACGACCGAGGGAAAGGAGUUGUUCGCCAUGACACGCAACCAAUGCCUCUCAGUGCAGAGCUUAUUCAAAGAAGCGGAAAUGACAAGCUACUCAUGGCUCCUGUACAACGAGGCCGUCAACGAGAACAACCGCCCAACCGUCGACAUCAGCCUGCUGAGCAGUCGACUUCAGCAAGCGAUCGACUCCAUCAUCGGCAAGGCCAGCGAACCGAGUCCCGAGGCCCUCGCGACAAUGACGGAGCUGCUCGGCAAGGCACGAAAACUGGAGGCAGAAUUCCGCAAAAUCAACGACAACAAUCCCAGUCCCACAUGGAAAGUCGACACGGCGGAGUGGGUUUUCGAUCGGACCGACGAAGAACUCGAUACCGAGCCAACCUUCGAGGGACAAGUCUACAAGUUCUUCAACCUUCCGAUGGCGGUCCUGCACCUGGUCACCUGGUGCACUCAUCUGAAUCUCAUCUCAACCAUCAUGCGAUCCACAUCGUGGCUCGCCUCGGCCGGCAGAGAGGGCAUCGAAGACGACGAGGAGUACGACGAGCUCGUCCGAGUCGCGACGAAUCGCGUCGAGGACAUCGUCGCGGCGGUCCCUUACUUCUGCAGUUGGAACGGCUACGGGGUUAUCGUUUCCCAGUUCCCCUGCGGUACCACGAAGCCGGACGACCCGCUCAAGGGAGAGGCCGGGCUCAUCGUCAUGUGGCCCGUCGCCAUGGCGAUGAAGAGCGAUUACGCGACCGCGCGUCAAAGGCGAUACCUACGCGGCCGCCUGCGGUACAUAGCGGAUGUGUCUGGUAUCAGCCAGGCCAAGUUCUUUGUGAGCGAGAUUUGA